Molecule: messenger RNA, 638 nt
Organism: Miniopterus natalensis
Lineage: Eukaryota; Metazoa; Chordata; Mammalia; Chiroptera; Miniopteridae
Source: RefSeq, a predicted model, not a curated record
CCCACCUCGCGCCGUCGGGGCCUGCAGACCUCAGGUCCUUUGCGAGAAGUGCCCCGCUGGUUGUGCGGGUGGAUUUCACAGCCAGUUAACACGCGGGAGACGGGGCUAACAUGUAACAUGGGAGCCUGUCUUUUUUUCCCGCGUCACUGACCCUACUCCCCCUUUUCCCAUACACUGGUUUUCAUCAGCGAUUUUGCACAGCUCCGUGAUUUUUAGGGAUGAUCGCGUCAUGUGAUAGCAGUGGUGACGUACAAUCAUUCACAAAUUUCACUUGUACAGGAAUGAUGUGUGUGGAACAGGAUGACGUCCCACGUGUAUUUCUCCUGAGCUUGGUAUGUUUUUCUUUUAUUUUUCAGCCCAUUCUCAGCUAUGAGAAUAUUUUUAGGUUUGCUUUUCAAGAAGUACCAGCCCAGCAGGCGACUGAAGAUGUCUCUGCCUUAGACCACUUCCUAGAGAUGGGCGGUGAAGGAGCGCCAGGCUGCGGAUCUGGGCAUAAAUGGUGCUCUGAAUCUAGAAAAUUCUGGAGAGCUCUUCAGAACGCAGACAGCACGUCCACUUCCCGAUGCCUCUGGAGCGGGUCCCGCAGCCAGGAAACCUUCCUCCUAGUUCUCGGGGUCAGUGCUGCUCAGGUGAGGUAA